AUGAAUCGUUUUACUUUUGUUUAUGUGACUAUUUUGGUAUUUUCCUUGUUGAUUCAAGCUAAUGGACAACAACAAUUUCCUGGCACUUAUAAGCUGAUUAAAACAAGUGACUGUCCCACAAAUUUGGAUAUAUACAAACCAAACCCCAAUGGACAGUGGCCACAGAAUGUUUUUACAUCCAAUUUUGAACCUUCUAUCGGUAAGAAGGUGAGACUUGAUAUCAGGUGGACAGCAGAUAUAACAAAUCUGAAGGGAUUUAAAAUUGUCCUGAAACCGACUGGCAAGCCUGAUAUUUGUCGUAUAUUGGACUACACUGAUGCAAUCACCAAUUCCAGUUCUGGCCUGUAUUCUUUUAGUUUCACAUUCAGGAGCAUUUAUGAAAAUAAAUUAUUUAAGACAGAAUUAUAUUCCUUACCCAGUCGUGAUAAUAGUUCUGCUUCGAAAACAUUUGAUACAAUUGUUUGUAGCCAAUUCUCUCCAAAUUUUACUUACACCUAUGAUGGCCAAAAUAUGAAUGUCAUUCUCACUACCGGACCCGCAAGAUGCAAUUAUAAAGAAUAUUGUAUUACAGUAUAUGCGAACAAAACGGAAGUCAUUAAAGAGGUUAUCAUUCCUACUAAAGAUAAUGCGAAACAACUUGACGCAUUCUUUGAGCUGGAGAUUUGCAAAGGCUUGCACUUUCUUUUGGUCAGUGUUUAUGACCGUUACUAUAAUGAUAAUCAGAAAUGUGCAUGUAAAGACUCUGAAAAUACUUGUCAAAGAUGCCAGAAUAGUAAAUCGGACCCAGUGUACUUGACACCAGUAAAACCUUGUCUUCCAAGAGUCCAGUCUCCUGACAAACAAGAGUCAAAUCAAUUCCUCUUCCCUCUUGGAAUUGUCAUUGGACUAUUACUCCUAAUUGCACUGACUCUUUCCAUUACACAUUGGAAAUUAAGUGUGCAUUUGAUGGUGAAAAAACGAGGUCUUGUCCUGCUUAUCGAUGACCACGAGCAUCACACCAAUGCUGUAAUUAAACUUGUCAACUACCUGAAUGGAUGCCAUCUUAAAAUGGAUCUGGCAUCGACAUUUCUCAAAAACUACGACAUCCCAGAUCAGCUGCUCAUGAUUGGUGAGGCCCUGAAAUCGGAUUUUGUCCUCUUGACUUCCCUCUCAAGACUUCUUGACAAUUUUCUCUCUCUCUCUCUCUCUCUCUCUCUCUCUCUCUCUCUCUCUCUCUCUCUCUGCAUAUGCAUUUAA
Molecule: messenger RNA, 1236 nt
Organism: Acanthosepion pharaonis
Lineage: Eukaryota; Metazoa; Mollusca; Cephalopoda; Sepiida; Sepiidae
Source: the annotation of a GenBank genome assembly